Caenorhabditis elegans is the source of this 966-nucleotide messenger RNA. RefSeq lists its product as uncharacterized. The transcript has 6 exons. The record is from RefSeq and is marked reviewed. NCBI's taxonomy places the organism in Eukaryota, Metazoa, Nematoda, Chromadorea, Rhabditida, Rhabditidae. The coding region runs from base 104 to 883 and encodes 259 amino acids.
AAUAUAAGAUAGACGAAGAUAAAGAGAGAUAUAAAGAAAACAGAGAGUAAAAGAGUAUCAUCUUCUUUGUCAUCUUCUCCUGCCUUUUUUCUACUUCAUCACCAUGAACUCAAGUUUGAAUCGGAAGGAUAUUGAGGAUUUUUGGAGACGUUCCAAUUCAAUAUGUGAUCAGGACUCUCCAUCAGAUCCAGAAAGUUUACAAGUUCAAGUCAGAAGGAUGAGUCUAGCGGACUUUACAGGAUUGGCGCCACAGCAGAAACUUACAGAUAUUGAGACACCUUCGUGGAAACCAUCAGUAUCCCAGGGAUCACUUCUGAAUUCUUUUUCAACUCGUCGCCGUUCCGUUCUGUCAACUGACAUACUUGACUCCCCAUCAAGGCGACUAACGCCAAGAAUCGAAGAAGAAAUGGAUGUGCAAAUGGCUAUUUCCAGGCUGCGAUCCAUUGAAAACAAGACAACAUCAAUAAAACCUUGCGAAUCAAUGUCAAAUCCAGAAGAUGUUGCAACUGAGAAAAAUAAUGCAAUUGAUGCAAUUCAUCAUAUUCAAGUAUCCGCUCGUCAGUUGAAUCAACUUCCCCACUACUCAGAAUCAUGCCCCACAGUGCGGACUCUUCUGUCUGAAAUUGUUGCUGCAUCACAUACAUUGUCUUUAUCUAUUCAUCAAUUAAAGUCCAGUAGUUUGGUCUAUAAUGCUGAACUUCUUGGUAAUGAGCUUCCACAGGUGUUUUCAUCACUGAUCUCGUUUGUAUCAAAACUUGAUGCUUCUGCAAUGUCAGCCAAUAUUUCGACACCUUCUCGUAAGCCAAGUUUAAUCUCGACCUCUUACUCUCAAUUGCUCGCCAAUCUCAAUGUACUCAAUCGUGCAAUUUCUUCAUCUGUUUAAACUCCUCUUCUUAUUUUUUACAUUUUUUCGAAUAAUCAUCCAGUUAUGUUUGAAUAUUACUAAUGAAUAAAUGAGAACGAGAG